Gloeophyllum trabeum ATCC 11539 is the source of this 2248-nucleotide messenger RNA. RefSeq names its product heat shock protein 70. The coding region runs from base 94 to 2115 and encodes 673 amino acids. Gene Ontology annotation, biological process: protein refolding; cellular response to unfolded protein; endoplasmic reticulum unfolded protein response. The transcript is spliced from 8 exons. Gene Ontology annotation, molecular function: heat shock protein binding; ATP binding; misfolded protein binding. Gene Ontology annotation, cellular component: endoplasmic reticulum chaperone complex; membrane; cytoplasm. The record is from RefSeq and is a predicted model, not a curated record. Lineage: Eukaryota; Fungi; Basidiomycota; Agaricomycetes; Gloeophyllales; Gloeophyllaceae.
GUCAAGUGCGCUUCAGACGUGGCAGGCCUUAUAAAAGUGCGGCGCGUUGUUAGCAGGCGCAGGCACACUCUCCUCAACACCAUCACCAUCACCAUGUCCCGUCGUCCGACGCGCUCGCAGUCGCGGCGCAUGGCGUCCUCGCUGUCGCUUCUCUUCUUCGCUUUCCUUGCUCUGAUUCUGUUAUGUCCGCCCGUACAUGCCGACGAGAAGAAGUCCGAGUACGGCACGGUUAUUGGUAUCGAUUUGGGCACGACGUAUUCGUGCGUGGGUGUACAGCGGGGCGGGCGCGUCGAGAUCAUCGCGAACGACCAGGGUCACCGGAUUACGCCUUCAUGGGUCAGCUUCACUGACGACGAGCGGUUAAUCGGUGACAGUGCUAAGAAUGCCUAUCACUCGAACCCCGAAAACACUGUAUUUGAUGCCAAGCGGCUCAUUGGUCGCAAGAUGGACGACCCUGAGUUGCAGCGCGACAUGAAGCACUGGCCAUUCAAGGUCGUCGAGAAGAACGGCAAGCCUGCUAUUCAGGUCAAGCACAAGGGCGACGUGCGCGAAUUCACUCCCGAGGAGAUCAGCGCCAUGGUCCUCACCAAGAUGAAGGAGACUGCUGAGGCAUACCUUGGCCAGAAGGUCACCCACGCUGUUGUCACCGUCCCUGCCUACUUCAACGACGCCCAGCGUCAGGCUACCAAGGAUGCCGGUACCAUCGCCGGUCUCACUGUCCUUCGUAUCAUCAACGAGCCCACGGCCGCCGCCAUCGCGUACGGUCUCGACAAGAAAGGUGGCGAAUCCCGCAUCAUUGUCUACGAUCUCGGUGGAGGUACCUUCGAUGUCUCCCUUCUCUCCAUCGACGACGGUGUCUUCGAGGUCUUGGCCACCGCUGGUGACACCCACCUGGGUGGUGAGGACUUCGACAACCGGGUUAUGGAGCACUUGAUCAAGCAGUACAAGAAGAAGACCGGUACCGACGUGUCCAACAACCUGCGGGCUCUCGGAAAGCUGAAGCGUGAAGUCGAGAAGGCCAAGCGGACGCUCUCCAGUCAGCAGUCUACCCGCAUUGAGAUCGAGUCUUUCGAGGGCGGCAACGACUUCUCGGAGACCCUGACUCGGGCCAAGUUCGAGGAGCUCAACAUGGACCUCUUCAGGAAGACCAUGAAGCCCGUCGAGCAGGUGCUCAAGGACGCCAACGUCAAGAAGGAGGAAGUCGAUGAGAUCGUUCUUGUCGGUGGUUCCACUCGUAUCCCCAAGGUUCAGCAGCUCCUGAAGGAGUACUUCGGCAAAGAGCCUUCCAAGGGUAUCAACCCCGAUGAGGCUGUUGCCUACGGUGCUGCUGUCCAGGGUGGUAUCCUGUCCGGCGAGGCUGGUACCGAGGACGUUGUCCUCGUCGACGUCUGCCCCUUGACUCUCGGUAUCGAGACCACUGGCGGUGUCAUGACCAAGCUCAUUCCCCGUAACACUGUUAUUCCCACCCGGAAGAGUCAAAUCUUCUCCACAGCCGCUGACAACCAGCCUACGGUCUUGAUUCAAGUCUACGAGGGUGAGCGGUCUUUGACGAAGGACAAUAACCUCCUCGGCAAGUUCGAGCUGUCCGGUAUUCCUCCCGCGCCUCGUGGUGUCCCUCAGAUUGAGGUCACCUUCGAGAUUGAUGCCAACGGUAUCAUGAGGGUGUCCGCUGCUGACAAGGGAACUGGCAAGUCCGAGUCGAUCACGAUCACGAACGAGAAGGGCCGUCUCUCACAGGAGGAGAUCGAGCGCAUGGUUAAGGAGGCUGAGGACUUCGCCGCUGAGGAUGAGGCGCAGCGCAAGCGUAUCGAGGCACUCAACAGCCUGUCUUCCUUCGUCUACGGUCUGCGGACCCAGGUCACCGACUCUGAGGGUCUUGGUGGCAAGCUCGAGGAGGCCGACAAGAAGAAGAUCCUGGCCGUCGUGAAAGAGACCACGGACUGGAUCGACGAGAAUGGGCAGUCUGCGAGUGCGGAGGACCUUGAGGAGAAGCUGACGGAAGUGCAGAGCGUGGUGAACCCCAUCACGAGCAAGUUGUACUCUGGUGGUGGUGCUGGGUACGCGCCAGGGCCUGAUGAUGACCAGGAGCCGCUCCGCUCGCACGACGAGCUAUAGGGAUGUUUUGGGUGUGCAAAAACGCCUAUUGUAGGUCUUUAUUAUGACAGUAAUUAGAAUGAAUUAUUUGCUUUCGCCAUCGCUUGUAUUUAUACCUUGCAAGAACUAGGUAGCUUCACCAUAUCCAACGCCA